Tribolium madens (black flour beetle) is the source of this 1979-nucleotide messenger RNA. RefSeq lists its product as uncharacterized. The transcript has 2 exons. Lineage: Eukaryota; Metazoa; Arthropoda; Insecta; Coleoptera; Tenebrionidae. The record is from RefSeq and is a predicted model, not a curated record. The coding region runs from base 68 to 1537 and encodes 489 amino acids.
GCUCUCUAACAUCAAUUACAAAAUUUUUUUUGGGGCUAUCACAAAUUGUUAAUAUUUAUAGACAAACAUGUCGAAGAAACUCUGUUUGGUUUUUCUAAUGACUUUGGUAAUUAUCUGCACUUUUAUCAACUACAAGAAUUUAGUCCUGGACCAAACCACCAAAUACCACACUUUCCGCCAAAUCCUCCAAGUCCAACUCGACUCGAGCGAAAAGCCAAAGCAAAUCUACAUCUCCCCUAUCAAAAACUACACCGGCAACAUCCCCGACUUGUACUUCACCCCCAAAGCAAAAAAACCGAAAAAACUAAACAACACUUGUGCAAAAUUCCCCGAUUUGUUCGACUUGCAAUUCCGAAAUGACCACUGGCAACUCCAGAAGACCACCAAUGGGACGUUUUUCCUCUUCAACGCGUAUUUGGACCAUCGCGAGGRCGACUUUGUGCGAAUUGUGACCAUGUAUGACCAAUACCGACCCSAAACGCGAUUUUGGUGCCAAUUUUGGUACAACAAUAGUGACAAACCAGUGAUUCGGGAGAGUGAGACUCCGUUUUGGYUGUUCUCGAGCAAAUGGGGGGCCGAUAAAGGGGGUCUGGUGCACCCGUAUUUGGUCAAGUGUCCCGUGGAAGGAUCACCSUUUGGGGUGUCCUUAGUGGAGAAUCCCUGCGAUUCCCCGACUAACGCACUGAAAAUUUUUGAUAAAAACGGGGAAAAGAAAAAUUUUGUGGUGUGUGUCAAAGGCUUGAAUUUUCCGUUUAGUGACAAGUCGUUGCGUUUGGUUGAAUGGAUCGAACUUUUGAACCUUCUAGGUGCUGAAAAAAUUAAUUUUUACGAAUUUCGGGUUCAUCCGAAUUCGAAACGAUUGUUGGACUAUUACGAAGAGUUGGGAUUGGUUGAGGUGACUCCAAUUUCGCUCCUAGACAGCUCCUCUAAUAAUCCCACGUUGCAAACUCUCUUCCUCCACAAGAAAACAAUCCCGAGGAGAUUACAAGAAGUCAUCCCUUACAACGACUGUCUCUAUAAACACCUAAACGAGUUCAAAUUUGUUGUUCUUUUGGACACGGAUGAGGUCAUCAUCCCUGCGCAGCAAACCUGGGUUGAGUUACUCCAAACGUUGCAAACCAUUGAACCUAAUAAAACCUCGUAUGUGGCCCAAAAUGUCUACUUCUUGGACAACCAUUUGCACCAACACGACUGGUUUGAGGAAAUUCCUAGACAUAUGCACAUGUUGCAACAUGUCAUACGUGCGAAGAACUACACCAAACCUGGAUAUUUUGUUAAGGCGUUUCAUGAUACGCGACAAGUUGAAGCUUUACACAACCAUUUUCCGUUUAAAUGUUUGCAUGGUUGUAAACACCAUUCGAUUAAUGUUAGUUUAGCCCAUCUUCAACAUUAUCGCGCUGAUUGUGCUGGGGGUAUCAGUGCUAGUAAUUGUGAUAAAAUGAGAGAAAAUAGUGUUAUGGACACAAGAAUUUGGAAUUUUAAAGAGGAAUUGAUAAGGAGGGUGGACAGGGUUGUUACGGAUUUAGGGUUGUUGUAACAAUUUGACUGUGAUAUCAGUUUAGUUAUUUAUUUUAUUAAUUAGCAAAAAAGUUCUCAACGAAUAUGAAAAACAUUACAUUUCUAAUUUAUUACAAACUUUUGAUUUUGAUUCAGGGGUUCCAAGGAUAUACAUACAUAAAAAUGUAGUUUUUAGUAUUAAUAUCCUCUCGGAUUCGCAAAUGUUUUGUAGAAGCAGUGUUGCCAGGUGUGGUGAUUUUCAUAAUUUGGUGAAAACUUUUGUAUAAAUUCUAAUAUCUGGUGAUUUUUUGGAAGUGAAAAAAACUAUUUUCCGAGCAUUUUCCACGUUUUAGAAACUCGAUUAUUUCGCCAAUUUUUUUCAAAAAAACCAUCACAUUGGUUAAAAAUUGUUUUGUUUGUUUUUUUUAUAAGAUUUUAAGAAAAUGACAAUUUAUUUUUGUUUUUUUUCGAAUACUUUUUCA